This is a messenger RNA of Trichoderma atroviride IMI 206040, 1299 nucleotides long. RefSeq lists its product as uncharacterized. Gene Ontology annotation, molecular function: calcium ion binding. Gene Ontology annotation, biological process: endoplasmic reticulum calcium ion homeostasis. The record is from RefSeq and is a predicted model, not a curated record. Lineage: Eukaryota; Fungi; Ascomycota; Sordariomycetes; Hypocreales; Hypocreaceae. Gene Ontology annotation, cellular component: endoplasmic reticulum.
AUGGCCGACGCUCUCAAGAACAUGUUUGGAGGCGCAAAGUCGGAGCAGGCCGCUGCAGGCAAGCCAGACUCUGACUUUGCCGACUUUGCUGGAGCUCCCGAUCCUGUCCCCGUGGCUGCUCCCGACGCUGCGUCACUGACUGGAGCUUCCGCGCAGCCCACCAGCGAGGUCGUCUGGACGAAAUGGUACAACAUCCAUGAGCGCCACUCUCUGUCCGAGUUCAAGCCCGAGGGCAUCAUCCUCGUCAUUGCCGCCGUCAUCUUCCUGUUCCACAUCUUUGGCACGCGCGCAAACCGCGCCAAGGCCAGGGCUUGGGUCAAGGCUCACGCCCCCACCAUGAAGAGCGAGUUCGCGUCCGUCGGCUUCCGUGGGGUUCCCACGCUGGACUCUGACUUUGACGCAAAGUCCUUCAUCAAGGAGAAGUCGCUCUUCGAGUUCGCCUCGUACGCUACCGGCCGCCAGAAUGUUGCCUUUAUGGACGUCAAGAUUACUCUUGCCAAGCGAUUCAACCCCUUCUUGAACUACAUUGAGCUUGGUCUGUCCCUGGUCACCGAUACUUUUGCCGGCCCCGAGGACUUCGUCGAGGCUACUAUCUAUCCUUUUGACGGCAAGGAAGAGCUCACUCUCCCUCCUGCUGCUGGUGGUGUUGAUGCUCGUCCCAAGGACAGCAAGAGCACCUUUGACGGCUUUGUCCUGGCUGUUGUCAACAAGUCCAGCAUGCAGAAGCUGCGUGAUGACCGAUACGACGUCUCCCUGACUGCCACCAAGGAUCACCCCAAGCUGCCCGAGUGGCUGACCGUCAUGAGCGAGAACGCCGAGAUUACUGAGACUUUCCUUACUGCUGAUCUGAUUGAGGCCGUUUCGAAAGCUGGUGACCUGUUUGACUACCUCAUCAUCUCUGACCAGCCCGCGGACAAGCCCACCCGUCUCGAAGAAACCACCCCUCGCAAGCGAGUGUUCCUCAAGUACCGACUCCCAUCCAACAACAACUAUGACCAAUUCAUCCCUCUGUUUGAGCAAUUCACUCGCAUCCCCGAUGCUCUUGUCAGGGACGCCCAUUUCCGCCCCGAGGUCCUCAAGCGUGUCCGCGCCACUCGUGAGUCUAUGAUUGCUCAGCUCAAGAAGGCGUUGGAGGAGGAGAAGAGCGAGGAGCGCGCGCUUGAGAAGGAACGCGCCAAGAAGGCCAAGCGAGAUGCUGAUCUCAAGGGCCUGGACGCCAAGCAGCAGAAGAGGUACCUUGAGAAGGAGAAGGAGAAGGAGCUGCGCAAGUCACAGAAGAGGAUGACCAUGCGAGGCUAA